AUGGUCGCCCCAUCAGAGGGAAUUCAGAAGCGCCCUGACAUGAUUCAACGCGCGUCCCAUGCGACAACGCAGAAACUCUUCCUAGGCAGCAGCAUUCACCCAUCGGCAAGCCUGUCCCGAACCAUCGCAAAGCCCAUCAACAAGGCUGUGCCGCAGACCGACGCUACGAAACUCCUUCAGAUGGAGUUGACGAACCUGGCCGAGGCCCUCGAACUCCGCGGUCCCUGUCCCCUAGAGCUGCCAGACACUGGUGCCGCGUCGACGAAGUUAGGACCGUUCGAGAACCCCUUCGGAGAUUGA
Verticillium nonalfalfae is the source of this 300-nucleotide messenger RNA. RefSeq lists its product as uncharacterized. The record is from RefSeq and is a predicted model, not a curated record. The transcript has a single exon. NCBI's taxonomy places the organism in Eukaryota, Fungi, Ascomycota, Sordariomycetes, Glomerellales, Plectosphaerellaceae. Bases 1 to 300 code for a protein of 99 amino acids.